AUGAUUAUGAACGGUAAUGAGGUGCCACCUAUGAACGGUAGUUCCGGUGGUGGCGUUGGCGGCCGAGGUGGUAGUGGAAAUACUGGUGCUUGGGAACUUAGGCCUGGUGGAAUGCUGGUUCAGAAGCGUACCGAUGCUGACGAAAACCAGGCGCCACCACCAACUAUUCGGGUUCGGGUCAAAUACGGGUCGAUUUACCACCAAAUUUAUAUCAGUUCUCAAGCUACCUUCGGGGAGUUGAAGAAGAUGUUAACAGGGCCAACGGGAUUACACCACCAGGAUCAAAAGUUAUUUUACAAGGAUAAAGAGAGGGAUUCCAAUGCAUUUCUUGAUACUGCAGGAGUUAAGGACAAAUCGAAACUUGUUCUAAUGGAGGAUCCGAUUAGCCGAGAAAAACGAUAUCUUGAGAUGAGGAAAAAUGCUGUAAUGGAAAAGGCUGCAAAAUCUAUAUCAGAAAUCAGCUUGGAGGUGGAUAGGUUUGGUGGACAGGUUUCAGCUUUUGAAUCUGUAAUUUCUAAAGGUGGAAAAGUGGCUGAAAAGGAUUUAGUAAAUCUGAUUGAGUUAUUGAUGAAUCAACUGCUUAAAUUGGAUGGAAUUACUGCUGAUGGGGAUGUCAAAUUACAGAAGAAAAUGCAGGUGAAACGAGUGCAGAAGUAUGUCGAGAUUCUUGAUAUGUUGAAGAUAAAAAACUUGAUGCCUAUUAGCAGUGGAACAUUGACUCAACAGAAUCAGCAACAGAGGUACUCAAAUGGGCAUGUUUUGACACCAGUUCAAGAAUCCCGGUACUCAAAUGAGAGUGCUUCAUCUCCCAUUCAACGGCAACAACCCCAGAAUCCAUUCGGGCUGUCAUUAAUGGAUUCACCACCGAAGCAACAACAGCAGCCUUCGGCCUCAGGAGCUUUUGUGAUUACAACACAGUGGGAAACGUUCGAUUCUGCACCUGCACCUGCACCUGCACCGUCGAUGCCGGGUGCCCCUUCAUCAUCCACAGUGGCUUCAAGGACAAUUAAUCCAGCGCAACCUAGUUUUACUUGGGAUUUGCUUUGA
Fraxinus pennsylvanica is the source of this 1047-nucleotide messenger RNA. Lineage: Eukaryota; Viridiplantae; Streptophyta; Magnoliopsida; Lamiales; Oleaceae. The record is from the annotation of a GenBank genome assembly.